Amphibalanus amphitrite is the source of this 1219-nucleotide messenger RNA. RefSeq lists its product as uncharacterized. The coding region runs from base 34 to 1101 and encodes 355 amino acids. The transcript has a single exon. The record is from RefSeq and is a predicted model, not a curated record. Lineage: Eukaryota; Metazoa; Arthropoda; Thecostraca; Balanomorpha; Balanidae.
AGCUUUGUCAAAAUAUUGGAGCAGAAAGCUCAGAUGGUUAUGCGUAGUAUUGUCAACUGUGAUUUGGACGAGAAAUGGGUUUUGAGCAGACAGAUUCCGACAUUUUAUAAAGAAAUGUUUAUGUGGUUUAAGCGGUUGUGUCCCGUACCCGAACCGAAAACUGGCCAGGCAGUUAGAAAACAAAUUAUAUGGCACAAUAGAGCCAUAAUGGUAAAUAGACAAACUAUAUCAUGUAAAAAGAUGUUUGAGCAUGACAUUUUGAUUAUAGAUGAUAUAGUAGAUAGUGAAGGUGUCAUAUUAAGUUACGAGUUGCUUAUGGAAACAUAUCCCACAAUACGACUGAACCCACUUAAGUACAUGGGCUGGUGUCAAGCGAUACCAGCCCGCUGGAGGCGAAGUUUGAUAGGCAGCGCACCCCUAACGGUUCAGGAGCGCAGGGAGGACUCAAUGAUCGAAACAAAUGGGAAACAGAUGCCAUUGACAAACCUUAAAUCGAAGUUCUUUUACAACAAACUGGUGCCCUGCCGUGCUCCAACAGCGCAAGGGAGAUGGGUAGCCGAGGGAGCAGAUUUUGGUGAAGAUUGGCAUAAGGUAUAUGAAAUGGCAUAUAAGGUAACGGCUUCAACGCGUCUGCAAUCACUACAGCACAGAAUAAUUCACAGGUAUUUUCCCAAUAGAAGAUUUUUGCACACAAGACAGGUAAUAGAUGAUCCAUUCUGUGACAACUGUGGAGAAAUAGAUACCAUGCAGCAUUACUUCUUUGAAUGCUCGUAUGUGCGUAAGUUUUGGAGAGGGCUAAGUUCAAUGCUAAAUGAAAGGACGGAUGCAGCUGGCACAAUAGAAAUUACCUGCUAUAAUGCGCUCUUUGGGGGGCGGCAGUACGCAAAUAUAGUCAAUUGCAUGAUUUUGCUGGCAAAACAAUUUAUUGUAACGCAACAUUCCCACGAUACAGCUCCAAAUAUGCAAGCAUUUCGUCCUGUGCUGUCCAGGAUGUUCGAUAUGGAAAAAACGAUUGCUGUGAAGGGAUCGAAGGUUGAUGAGUUUCGAGACAGAUGGAAGUUGUUUAUAAGGCCUGGCACACUGGAACUGUUAAUCGAUUGAUCGGGGAUCAAGGUACGUGUAGAACUCUGAAAGAGUUUGGUGGUGUCACAUGAUGACUGUAAUGUGAUUUCACUAACGCUAAACAUGCCCCCGCCCCUAUGACCCAUCCGGGCCAACC